Messenger RNA from Cladocopium goreaui, 2169 nucleotides. The record is from the annotation of a GenBank genome assembly. NCBI's taxonomy places the organism in Eukaryota, Dinophyceae, Suessiales, Symbiodiniaceae.
AUGUUCAAAGACGCUUUGGCCAACCGUCUGCGCCGUGAUUCUUUGCAAUCUGGUUUGCUGCCUUCGGGCGAUUCUGCAAAUAAAUGUGGCAAAGAAAAACUCGGCAAUUUGCAGUUCUGCCUUGGCGAAGCAGCACGAGCAAGAACACGAGAGGCGCUCAGGGACGCUGUAACCUUGAGCGUCAUGCAGGAUGGCCGGCACGGUGAUCUUUUGAUGCGGUACUGUGCAGUGGACGCCGCCCUCUCUGUGCGAAGAGGAGUGCUUGGAUGUGCCAACAUUGAGUACUCAGAGACCAUCACCAACAUUGUCCAAGCGAUGCACGAAGCUGUUCGGCAGGCUUGUUGCGUUGGCUAUGGUGGCCCCAACCCCGAAGAUGACCGGGAUUUGCAGCGCUCGGUCUGUCAGAAGGUGACAAUGUUUGUCGCAGAUGCUGCGGCCAAUGAACAAGGAGCAGGAAGAGUCUGCAAAAUGAUUUUUCCCAACGUGAUUUCUUGCCAGAAAGACCGGGCUCACGCAUGCAUGCGGGUCCUAAAACGUCCUUGGGAUGCAAUUGGGUCAAUGUCUGGUGUCCUCGAAGCUUAUGUCUUUGGAUCGGACUCGAUCAUUCAGAAGAUUCACCAUUCGAAGGUCCUCCAGGAUGUCUUUAGUGGCUUCGCUCAGCAGCUGGAUGCUGGAUGGCAAAAACGAAUCCGACACUUAAAGGCAGCCAAGCACCGUUUCGCGAGUUGUACACAACCACUCCAAAGGAUGGUGGUUUACCUCGAUGCUAUCAUCUCCACUCUGGUUUGGGUGUCCACUCAGCGCGAUGGAGCUGACAAAGCUGCGGCGCUGGACUUUCUGGAAGCCAUGAACGAAAAGGACUUGGUGCUCAUGGCCAUGAUGAGCGACCUAGCUGAUGAAACAAGCCAGCUGUUGCGAAUGGUCGAUACGGAAUCUUAUGACUUGUCUGAAUUCCCCGCAGAAGUGGAGACACUGGUGUCAAAAAUGCACCAUUUGGUGAACAAGGGCAACAUAUUCCACCAAGGAUUCACAGCUCAUAUGAUUCAGGCAUUGGAGCGCCCACGAAAGAAUCGAGUAGAUUGCCCGAUGUUACUAAGCUGCGCUGAACAAUGCCAAGCGUUUGUUGUGCUGGCCACGAACACUUUGAAGGCGGAAUUUCCUGAUGCCGAUGUGUUAAAUUCCUUUCGCGUCUUUGAUGUUGUGAAGAAAAGAGGUGUACAACGAGACGAAGCCAUUCACUGCAGUUUCAAAGAGCGAUCCAUCAAACGUUUGGCCCAGGUGUUGCAGUUGGAUGCUACUUUACUUGCCAAUCAGUUCGAUGAAGUCGAGCCCGUGGCAAUGUAUGAAGCAUCCACAGGUCGACAAAGUUCCUUCGAAGCUUGGCGCACAGCUUUGCUCAGAAUCAAAGCACGUCGCCGCAAUGGCAACGACAAACAAACGCACAGCGCACUGUUCAGCGCUGUCACGGCCUAUGCUGCGUGGAACGGCAUGGCUUCUUCAGGCGUCGAACAAAAUUUUUCAACUCUUUCUGAGGGCAUUGCCAAGCAGCGGAGACAUAUGUCCAACGAAAUCAAGAACGAUGAGAUGCAACUCUUGCUGUUGCCAGACAACGUGCCUCAUGAUUCACUGUGUGAAGAAGCACAAAAGAUUUGGAAGAAGUACUUUGGCCAGAAUAUGGCGAAAGAACUGAUGUUUCAAAGAAACAAACAGUACGACUCAAAGGUGGAACGCUACCUGCAAAACGCGUUGCUGGAAGAUGAGGUCGACCCGGAGUUGGUGGAUGUGGCCCUAAAGUUACGUCUGGUGGUUGAUGUCCCCUACUUUGAAUCGGACGGCGAGAGAGGUUUGGCGAUUCAUUUCUCCCCAUUUGUAGACAUCAGCAGGAAAGCAUAUGUGAGUGAAGCUUUCAAACAAGCUCACCCAAGAGUUGCCGAAGUCUUGCGGCAUUGUUUGGCCCAUCCACGUUCCAAGAUGAAUGUCCUUGAUUCUUGGGAGGCAUUUGCUGACCAACACUGCCGGCUGGAUCACAAAACAAAAAUGCGUGCCAUAGCACUGGCCUCCGACGGUGAAGCCACCCGAGCCAAGGAGAAAAACAUUUUUCCCAAGAGAGAUUUCAUUGCAUUUGCCUGCCGCAUGGCCUUUGCCAAACGCGACCUUUGCCAAAUGUGA